Molecule: messenger RNA, 2927 nt
Organism: Rhodamnia argentea
Lineage: Eukaryota; Viridiplantae; Streptophyta; Magnoliopsida; Myrtales; Myrtaceae
Product: putative disease resistance protein At1g50180
Exons: 2
Coding region: 96-2927 (943 amino acids)
Biological process (GO): defense response to other organism
Molecular function (GO): ADP binding
Source: RefSeq, a predicted model, not a curated record
GCAUCGGUGGAUGUGGAAUAUGUGUUAUUAACACAACACGCAACUUUCCAAGUUGUUAUUCUUUUCCUCUCCUCUUCGCAACUCAGCAGGCAUACAUGUUCAGAGCAGAGCUUGGUGACGCAUCACAAAGGAUUUCUCAAAUCAUUCUCUCUCAUAAUCUCCACUCAUCAUUGUCAAGUAGUACAACACCAAUGGCCGAGUCGGUUGUUUCGUUCGUGGGGCAGACAAUAGGAAAGCUGCUCAUCGACGAGGCCAAAUUCUUGUGGGGCGUGGAGGGCAAGGUCAAGGACUUGCAAAGGGAGCUGGAGCUGAUCCGGUGCUUGCUGAGGGAUGCGGAUUCGAGACGAGAGCAUGACGAAACGGUUAGAGCAUGGGUUGUGCAACUCCAAGACAUUGCCUAUGAUGCCGAGGACGUCGUCGAGCUAUACAUCCUCAGAGUAGCUCCGAAGAAGGAACGAAACAUCGUCAAGGCGUGUGCUUGUUUCGUGGCAAAGUGCAUGUGCGUGCAGGCUCAUGAGGUGGGGACGGAGAUUGAUGGCUUAAAAUCUAGGAUCUCCAAUCUGAGAACGAGUAUGCAGGCUUACGGCAUACAAAUGAUGCAGGGAGGCGAACGCGAACACGCGAGUGCUUCCGCGACGAAAUGGACUCACGCCCAUUUCGAGGAGGAUUUUGUUGGGAGGGAAGAUAGUAUUAAGGAGUUGGUGAAAGAGCUGUUGGAGGAUGGAAAACAGCGGAGAGUUAUUUCCAUAUGGGGAAUGGGUGGUUUGGGUAAAACCUCGCUCGCUAGGAAAGUCCUUGCUCAAGAUGAAGUGAAGAACAAUUUCACUGGCGUCGCUUGGGCUUGCGUAUCUCAAGAAUGCCAUGCGAAAGACGUCUUGGUGGACAUUCUCGUUAAGUUAGUCCCUGAUCAAAGAGAGAGGAUUAUGCAGAUGAGAGAUCAAGAAUUGUUUGAAGCUCUAUAUAAGAUCCAACAAGAGAAGAGAUGUAUGGUGGUUCUUGACGAUAUUUGGACCAAAGAGGCAUGGGAUGGUCUUCGAGACGCAUUCCCGGUCAUGAACACAAGAAGCAAGCUAUUGAUAACGACCCGCAACAAAGACGUAGCGAAGUAUAUCAAUCCUCAAGGACUUCUCCACGAACUUCGGUGCUUAUCGGACCUGGAGAGCUGGGAUUUGCUGAAGAAGAGGGCGUUGCUUGAAACGGAAGUAGUUGAUGGAAACAUGAAGAGGUUAGGAGAUGAGCUCCUUAAGAAGUGUGGAGGAUUACCCUUGGCUGUCAAUGUGCUUGGUGGACUUCUGGCGGACGACAAUGAGUGGGAGAGGGUUUACGAAAAGAUCAAUUUGUAUUUUAGUGAUAAGAGUGAUGUAUCAAAAGUGUUGGCCUUGAGCUAUGACGAUCUACCAUGGCAUCUAAAGCCGUGCUUCCUCUAUUUGGGUGGUUUUCCAGAGGAUGCACAAAUCCCCGCGAGAAAAGUUCUUCGCAUGUGGAUCGCUGAAGGCUUUGUGCCGCCCAACGCAUAUGACGAACAGAGAGAAAUUUCAGCAGAAGAUGUAGCAGAGCAAUUUUUAGCGGAGUUGGUUAACAGGGGGAUGGUUCAAGUACGACUCAACUUGAGUGGAAAGGUCAAAACUUGCCACCUCCACGACUUGAUGCGAGACUUAUGCGUCUCCAAGGCCACGCAAGACUGUUUUCUAAGAAUUCUUAACGUUCCGCAAGACAAUGGGACGGAGGAUUGUUCUCCUUCGAUGGCAGUAAAACUCGAGUCGAGUUGCAAGAUAAGGAGGCUUUCUCUCAAUAAGCGCAUGAUUCCGGAAGCGGAACAAAUACGAAGCACUAUGCUCCACCUUCGAACUUUGAUGUUGUUCAAUUUUCGGGGAUGGGAGCAACUUCAACCUAUUUUCAUCAACUGUAAGUUUCUCAGAGUCCUGAAGCUAGAGAAAAUUACUAUGAGCGAAAACUUACCUGAAUCAGUGGGAGACCUAGUCCAUAUAAGAUUCUUAAGUUUAGCAGGAAGUUGGUUCCGAAGCUUGCCACAAUCCAUGGGGAACCUUGUACUCAUGGAGUUUUUGGACGUGAGUGGGAGAGAACUUGAUCGGGCAACCAUGCCAAAUGUGUUCUGGAAGAUGACAAGGUUGAGCUAUCUCCGUCUUCCCUACUUAUAUGUCGUCAAGGAGGAAUUUCAUGGCGACCAAAAGAAGUUGCGGUUGGACAGUUUGAAGAAUCUACGGACAUUGAGAAACUUUAGUCCGACCUACUGUGAUGUGAGCGACCUAGGCAAACCGACCAAUCUGCAAAAUCUGAGCUUUUGUGUUUCCGACGCGUUGGAGAUAAUUCCCCAACUAGUCAAAUUCAAUUUGAAACAUCUUCAAUCCUCAUCUUUUACAUUCUCUGGCCGUCCAUUCACUAAAGAUGAGUUGAGUAAAAUGUCAAGCUAUCACUCACCCCGUAAGUUGUGGAUAGGAGGAAGCAUAGAGAAGCUGCCGGAACAUAGGUAUCUACCUCAGCGAUCGACGAAGCUGGUCUUAUUUCACUCCUAUCUAAAAGAAGAUCCGAUGCCAAUAUUGGAGAAAUUGCAGCACUUGGUUGUUCUCAUGCUGAGGUUUGAUGCUUUCGUGGGAAAGGAAAUGGUCUGCUCUGCAGGAGGCUUCCCUCGGCUCAAGCGUUUACUUCUUAAUUGGUUAGGAAAUUUGGAGGAGUGGAGGGUCGCUGAAGGAGCCAUGCCUCGUCUUUCUCAAUUAGGGAUCAGUUGGUGUCCCAGCUUAAAGGCGGUGCCCGAAGGAGUCCACGCCUACGACAGCCCUCAAGACCUUUAUGCCGAUCAUCGUAGCAUGUAUCGUGACGUUUGGAGAUAUAUUCCCGGGGUGAGUAGUAUUCCCUUCCGCUCCUUUAUCUUCAUCAUCACAAGAAUUAAUGUGAGGGAGAGGGAAUGA